Molecule: messenger RNA, 3275 nt
Organism: Thunnus maccoyii (southern bluefin tuna)
Lineage: Eukaryota; Metazoa; Chordata; Actinopteri; Scombriformes; Scombridae
Product: mitochondrial intermediate peptidase-like
Exons: 19
Coding region: 509-2611 (700 amino acids)
Biological process (GO): peptide metabolic process
Cellular component (GO): mitochondrion
Molecular function (GO): metalloendopeptidase activity
Source: RefSeq, a predicted model, not a curated record
CACGUACGGGGAAUUAAUUUUUGGUAGCUUGUCGCACUUUCGACAGAUUUGAUUUGUAUAUUUUUUUAUUUUUGUUCUUUAAAAACAUUACAAAAGUGCAACAUUAUUUCUAACAGUACACACAAUAUAAUCGCUUUUUAUCUGCUAUGAAUACGGCUUUCUUCAAUACUCAUUUAUAUAUUUCUCUUUUUCACGAAAAUACGUGCUGCAACGGUCGUUGAUAAUCAGCCAGCAAGCUAACAUGUGAGCUGUUGUGUUGAUUGGACUGACAGGUACGCCUCAUACAUAACUAAAAAACAAACAGUUAGCCUUUAAUUCUCCUAAAGAGAAAGCUUAAGAAUAUAUUAACGCUAUUUAACAAUACAUGAGUUAUUUACAUUCGUCUGAGUUUUUGCAAACAGGCUAACAUUGCAGCUGAAGUUUAGCAUGUCCUCUGUCAGCACCACAAGCCUUCAGUAGAUAUUAGCUCAGUACAAGAGGACAUACAUACAGCAGCAUUUAGUACAAAAUGUCUGCUUGUAAAAGGUUGCUUUACCUUGUAAAGCACAGGAGCUUGUGGACACAUGUGCGGAGAAAUGUCACAACAUGGUCACCUGUUGGAGCUGCUUUCAAUACCAAACCUCACAGAAGACUGAACCUGUCCGAGAAACACAAGGGUUUGUUUGGAGUGCCAGAGCUGAACUGUCCUGCAGGCUUCCAGGUUGCCACAGAAGCAGCUCUGAAAAGCACCAAGCUCCUGGUGGAAAAAGCUUGUUCUUGUGCUCCAGGGGUUGAGACUGUCGCGGCUUUUGACCAGCUCUCAGAUGGUCUGUGUAAAGUGGCUGAUCUGGCAGACUUUGUAAAAGUGGCACAUCCAGAUCCAGCGUUUCGUGAGGCCGCAGAGAGGACGUGCAUAGAGAUUGGCACAGUUGUAGAGAAGCUGAACACAAAUGUUAAGCUCUGCAAGAGCCUCAAGAAUUUGCUGGACAACCCGGAUGUUGUGGCUCAGCUGGACCCUGAUACAAGGCGAGUGGCAGAGUUGUUCAUGUUUGACUUUGAAAUCAGUGGGAUUCAUCUUGAUGAGAAACUGAGGAAGGAGGCCGUCGCUCUUCACGUGAAGCUCUUGGAUCUUAACAAUGAGUUUCUGGUUGGCUCUCACAUGCCGAACAGAAUUGCAAGGUCUGCAAUUCCUGAACACCUACACCUGCACUUUGCAAAUGAAGGAAGCUUCAUCCAAGUUGGAGGAUUACAUGCAGAUUCCCCAGAUGACUUGGUGCGAGAAAUUGCCUACCGGAUUUACCUCUAUCCAAACGCAGAUCUGAUGGAUUGUCUGGAGGAGCUGCUGAAAUGCAGAUACAAGUUGGCCAAACUGGUGGGAUAUGAGUCCUACGGAGACAGAGCCCUGAAGGGCACGAUGGCCAAAACACCAGAGACGGUGAUGAGCUUUCUUCAGCUGUUAACUGACAAGCUGUCAGACAGAACAGCAAAAGACUUCAAGAUGAUGAGGGACAUGAAGAAAAAACUCAACCCUCGUAAUUCUGAGCUCAUGCCAUGGGAUCAUCCCUUCCUCAGUGGCGUCUUGCGUGCUGAAAGGUACAACAUCGAGCCCAGCCUGUACAGUCCCUACCUGUCUCUGGGCGCGUGUAUGGAGGGUCUGAACAACCUCUUCUCUCAGCUGUAUGGUGUCUCCCUCAUGUCCGAACACCCGAACGCAGGAGAGGUCUGGAGCGAGGACGUCCGCAAACUGGCUGUGGUACAUGAGACAGAGGGAUUACUGGGAUAUAUCUACUGUGACUUUUUCCACCGGUCAGAUAAACCUCAUCAGGACUGCCACUUCACCAUCCGCGGUGGCCGCUGGUGCCAGGAAACGGGUCAGUACCAGCUGCCGGUUGUGGUGCUGAUGCUGAGCCUGCCCAACCCCACCAAGAGCGCCCCCACCCUUCUCACCCCUGGCAUGAUGGAGAAUCUCUUCCAUGAGAUGGGACAUGCCAUGCACUCCAUGCUGGGACGCACUCGCUACCAGCAUGUUACAGGAACCAGAUGUGCAACUGACUUCGCUGAAGUCCCUUCCAUCCUUAUGGAGUACUUUGCCACUGACUAUCGAGUCAUCAGCCAAUUUGCACGCCAUUAUGAAACCGGACAGCCUCUGCCCGAGAGUAUGGUGGCUCGCCUGCGUGAGUCGAAGAAGGUGUGCGGAGCCGCAGACACCCAACUGCAGAUUUUCUAUGCUGUCUUGGACCAGAUCUACCACGACAAACCUCAGAACCGCUCCACCACAGAAAUCCUCAAGGAGAUGCAGCAGAAAUUCUACGGCUUGCCUUAUACGCCCAAUACGGCGUGGCAGCUGAGAUUCAGCCACCUGAUUGGCUAUGGGGCCAAGUACUACUCCUACCUCAUGUCCCGAGCCGUGGCUUCAAUGGUGUGGAAGCAGUGCUUCGUUCAGGAUCCUUUAAAUAGGGAAAUGGGUGAGCGUUACCGUCGGGAGAUGCUGGCCCAUGGAGGAGCCAAGGAGCCCAUGCUGAUGGUGGAAGGGAUGCUGCAGAGACGGCCCACCAUUGAGGACUUUGUGGACGCGCUGGUGUCUGAGCUCAACCCAGACUUUGAGACCUUCAUCAUGGACUCUGAAAGCUGAGAGAGAGUUUUUGGCAGCAUGAAAACGGACUUCAACCCUUACGAGGGAAAGAGAAAGCACUAAUGAUACACGCAGAGGCAGAGCCAGGGGAGGUGAAACACAGGAUGCACACUCAUCAUCAUGAAGCAUUUUUACUUUGUCUGUAAUUUAAUUGUUAGCUUUUUAUAUGUUGUUGGCCUGUAUUAAAGUCACAUUGACUUAUUUUGAUAUAUUAGGCUAAAUCUGCUGUCACAAUUAAAAACUUGCUAUCAACCCUGAAAACUCCUGAUUAUCUGUAAAUGUAGAUUUGUGGGGAAUAUGAUGAGUUCUGUCCCAUUCACAGUCAUCAUGCCAACAUCUGGACUCCACUUUGUCAUCAUUAGAGGUUUUACCACAGAUAUAAAGGUAUCCUGUGCCAGGCUACAAUUUUGAGUUUGUACAUAUGUUUCUUCACUUUCUUCAGCACCCACUUUGACAAAAAUGAACAAUAGUGAAAUGCUGUUUAUGUUUUUUGCCAUGUAAGUUCAACAUAGGAUACGCUUCUAUUCAAUUAGUAGACAGAAUAUAAAUAUGCCUUUAUUCUCAUUAAUUCCACACCCAGUGUACCCUUGUUAACUAUCAGUUUUCAGCUCACAUGCUAGCAGAACAUUGUUUUUUCCUGAUUAAAUCAGCAUGAGGAAGAAUA